This is a messenger RNA of Ambispora leptoticha, 1257 nucleotides long. NCBI's taxonomy places the organism in Eukaryota, Fungi, Glomeromycota, Glomeromycetes, Archaeosporales, Ambisporaceae. The record is from the annotation of a GenBank genome assembly.
AUGGCAGAUUCAUUUCCAGAUUAUUAUGCAAUUCUCGAAAUUCCGGUAACAGCAACAGAAGUACAAAUAAGGGAAGCUUAUAAGCGUAAAGCGCUCAAAACACAUCCUGACCGAUUUGUUGAUAAUUCAUCGUCAGCUGAUAGUUAUCCAUGUACAUCCGAAGAGGCUAAAAUAGAAUUUCAACGAGUUGCUGAUGCUUAUUAUGUUCUCAGCGACCCAAAACGUAGAGAACAAUAUGAUAUAGCAAGGAAAAGAAAAAGAUCAGGAUCUUCCAUAUGGCUCCAAAAUAAGCCAGAUCCAGAUUAUCUAUUCGGUAACGUCUUUGAAGAAAUGCUUCGACCUGAAGUGGAAAAUCCUGCAUGGUUUUAUACACCACUUGGUGCCGCAUCAGGCGCAUUAUUAGGAUUUAUCUGUGGCAACGUGCCGGGAUUGAUGUUGGGAGCUUACGCUGGAAGUAAAUUGGGCGCGGUGAGAGAUGCAAAAGGUGUUUCCGUUUACCAAGCAUAUCAAAAAUUGAGUGGAUCCCAUAAAGCAGCAAUUUUGGCUGCUCUUGCAGCAAAGCUAAUAAUAACGAUAUUUGUACAAAGUGAGAACGCUUCAUCAGAACGGCGGUUCGAUAAAGGCAUCACGAUAGGAGAGUUGAAAGCCAAGCUUGAACCCAUAACUGGGAUUUCUACUACUUCUCAACAAUUACAAUUAUACAAUGGGGAUAUUUUUGUUGCAUCUGUUGAAGGAGAUGGUUUCAUGCUGGGCGCAUUCCCAGUAGAUAAUUAUAUGACUUUAAAGGUGAUUGAUUCAAGCCCAACUGGAACAAGAAAUCAAUUUACCGAUUUGUCACUUGUCGAAAAAUACGAACUACCAGACGACGAAUACGCGAAAAGAUCCGAUUCUGUAUUGGCCUUUAAACAACGUAAUAAACUCGGUCGAUUUGCGGACUCACAAUCAAGCACAUCAGAUGCAUCUCUCACAUUUGAAGAAGAAGCAAAAAAUAUUAAAGUAGGUGAUCGAUGUGAAGUUGAUUUUAGCGAAUCUGGUGAAGACGGAUUCAAGAAACGCGGAAUAGUGAGAUAUGUUGGUGAAACUAAAUUUAAACCCGGAUAUUGGGUUGGUGUUGAAUAUGACGAACCAGUAGGGAAGCACAACGGCACUGUUCAGGAUGAAACCUAUUUCCAAGCUAGGCCUAAACAUGGUGCAUUCGUUCGUCCAAACAAAGUUAAAGUUGGUGAUUAUCCAGAAGAGGAGAUUGAAGAGAUGUAA